GCCCCCGGGUUUCAGCGCUCCGUUUCUGCCAGGCGGCGGCGGGCUGACCCUCCCUAGGCUGGCCACCGCCUCCGCCAGCUCGCGCGCUUGCCCCUCUCGCUCCCUCCUCUCGCUGCCCUGCCACAUCUUCCUCUGCCUCGCACCCGAGGGACCAUGUCGCGGCUCAGCUGGGGAUACGGCGAGCACAACGGUCCUAUUCAUUGGAAUAAAUUUUUCCCUAUUGCUGAUGGGGAUCAGCAAUCUCCGAUUGAGAUUAAAACCAAAGAAGUGAAAUAUGACUCUUCCCUGCGACCUCUUAGUAUCAGGUAUGAUGCAAACUCAGCCAAAAUCAUCAGUAAUAGUGGCCAUUCCUUCAGCGUUGACUUUGAUGACACAGAGGACAAAUCAGUUCUGCGUGGGGGUCCUCUCACUGGAAGCUACCGCUUGCGACAGUUUCACCUUCACUGGGGGUCUGCUGAUGAUCACGGCUCUGAACACGUGGUGGAUGGAGUGAGAUAUGCUGCAGAGCUCCAUGUUGUUCAUUGGAAUUCAGACAAAUACCCCAGCUUUGUUGAGGCAGCUCAUGAGCCAGAUGGACUAGCUGUCUUGGGAGUAUUUUUACAGAUUGGUGAACAUAAUUCUCAACUGCAAAAGAUUACAGACAUUUUGGAUUCUAUUAAAGAAAAGGGUAAACAAACUCGAUUCACAAAUUUUGACCCGUUAUCUCUGCUUCCUCCAUCCUGGGACUACUGGACAUAUCCUGGUUCCCUAACAGUCCCACCUCUUCUUGAGAGUGUCACGUGGAUUGUUUUAAAACAACCUAUAAAUAUCAGCUCUCAACAGCUGGCCACAUUCCGCACUCUCCUCUGCACGGCAGAGGGCGAGGCAGCGGCUUUUUUGUUGAGCAAUCACCGCCCACCACAGCCUCUGAAGGGCCGAAAAGUAAGAGCCUCUUUCCAUUAAAAAUUGUCACCAGCUGACCACCCCGAACAGGUCUGUGAAGAGAAGACAAAACACAAAAAUCCCUCCUAACAGCUCUUUCCUAGAAUUCUGAUUAACGGGUACCAUUUUGCUCUGAGCUUCAGCACCACAAGGAAGAUCAGAUCGCUGUAAUCAAGCUAACUCAACUCAUCCAUCUCAGAUUUGCACUCACGGGUAUUCAAACAGUAAACAUUGUUUGAUGUGUGUUGAGAUCCACAACAUGCAUCUACUUCAACCUGCGUGAAAACAUGGCAGGCAUUGCAAAACCUCCGAGUCCAUUAAAAAUGUUCCCUUGCCCUAGAGUUUGAAUCAGCCAUAUCUCUCAGUAAUGUUUGGUCAAAAAAUUAAAAUCUUCUCCAGAAUGAUAAGAUUGUGAUAUCUUUUUCUACACGAGUGAGUCUGCUUAAUGUCUUGGUAUCAUUCCAAUUCAUAAAAAGUUGAUAAUAUUUCCUUUUAAAAUGAAUUUUUUUCUGAUUACGUUGUUGAUCCCCAUUGCAUGGUACCUUUAAUUAGAUGAACAAUAUGAGCAUGGUGGGGGGUGGGAUAUAAUCCUCACUGGGUCUACUCCAUAGCUCAAAAUUAACUCAUCCAGUUUUGUUGGGAAUCCCUCAGGAUAUCAGUGACUGUAUGAACUUUAAUGAAUUGUGCCCUAUAUCACAUUCAUGCAGUAAUGUUAAUGAUAAACCGGUUAAUAAUUGACUAGAUGCAUUGGUUUGAAACUAACAGAUUGGAAGGUACCAGACAAGUGGAGAAGCCCAAGGGCCUGAUGGAUAGGCUGCUUACUUUUUCCCUGUGUUUUGUCAACAGAACAGGAAUCAAUCCUGUGUAGGUCACUGUUCUGCCAAGUGGUGGAAAAUAUUUACUUGGGUCUCAUAUAAACAUACAAUCCAUCCAUAAACCCUCCAACCCAUUUCCAUGGCAAAGCCCAUCUUCCCUUUUAUACACGUCCCUCAAUCUCAAAAGUAAUUUUGUAAGUUGGCUCUUGGUAAUUCAUUUUAACCUAUAGUCCCUAGUGUAUUUCUGUUUGUUUUUGGUGAAGGGGGUGGUGAAUGUCCUUUUGCUCUCGCUGGUGAAAGUGGCAUGACACAAUUAACCACAUAUAAGACUUGAACAUAUGGUACACUUCUGUCAUCUGAGAGAAGUUUAGCUGAGUUUCCUUGAUUUUUGUUAAUUUGUUUCAGACACUAUUCCUCCUCUGGAUGUAGAUUUUGAUCAUUCAAAUUAUUUUGCCAUAGUCUUCUUGAUAGGAUAACUGAGUAUCAGUAAAUUGUGUAAUAAUGCUGUACUCAGUUGCAGAAGAUAAGCUCCUGAAAUCUAAUGCUGAUACCUUGGUCGUUUUUGUUUUCUCUCACAGCAUCUAGCUUAAGCCUAGCAGGAGAUGGCCAUCUAGUAAUUAUUUAAUGAACUGAAUGUUUUAAAAUGUUUUUAUUUGAUAUUUGAUAUCUUUGGCGAUUAUCUUUCUGCUUGUAAUUAAACACACUAUCAGUAAAAUAAAGUAAAUAAAUUUAUCUCUUAAAAAUGCUUUUUUUAAAUGCAAGUAAAAUAAAUUUAUCUCUUAAAAAUGCUUUCUUCUUAAAGGUAUAAUUAUUAAAUCUACUUGUGUAACCAGAUGUUUUCAUGGUUUUAAAAAUACCAGUGUUGAAUGGAAGGGUGUUUCUUUAGUUUGGGAAGGCAUGUUGAACUAUCCUGCUGGGAGAAAGAAGUCUGUUUCCUCAGAGAAAGUACAUUGUUCUUUUGGAAGGGUUGUGUAAUGAGGAUUGUAAUUACUUUGUGUGAGAGUUAUUACUUUGUAAUUUGUGGUUUCUGCUACAGUAUUGCAUCGGUCUGUGCUACAAAUUGGACUUUAGUAGACUAGAAACGUCUACACAGCACUGAUUCUCUUGAAGACUGUUUAUCUAUCUAUCUCAUAGGGGCGAAAGAUCUAAGUGUAUGCUGCAGUUGUUAUCUCUUAAAAAGAUUGAAGAGCAUAAAUACUAGUAUAGAUCUCUUUUGUUUCCCACACAUAUAUUGGAUUUAUGUUCAUUAAACAUUUUGUAUUUUAAUUUAAGUUGGAUUCAAUCACGAUAAAGAAAAUGAGACAAACUUUGAACU
Molecule: messenger RNA, 3051 nt
Organism: Lutra lutra (Eurasian river otter)
Lineage: Eukaryota; Metazoa; Chordata; Mammalia; Carnivora; Mustelidae
Gene: CA13
Product: carbonic anhydrase 13
Exons: 7
Coding region: 154-942 (262 amino acids)
Cellular component (GO): cytoplasm
Molecular function (GO): zinc ion binding; carbonate dehydratase activity
Source: RefSeq, a predicted model, not a curated record